This is a messenger RNA of Solanum verrucosum, 6603 nucleotides long. Its product is annotated as protein NETWORKED 1D-like. The transcript has 3 exons. Lineage: Eukaryota; Viridiplantae; Streptophyta; Magnoliopsida; Solanales; Solanaceae. Gene Ontology annotation, cellular component: plasma membrane. Gene Ontology annotation, molecular function: actin filament binding. The record is from RefSeq and is a predicted model, not a curated record. The coding region runs from base 137 to 6340 and encodes 2067 amino acids.
GAGCAUUGAAUUGGGUGUUCAAAGUUAUAGUAUAUUUGUUUUGGAAAGCCAUAUUUUUUUUCCUUGGCUUACAUUUGCUGAGUUUGGAGGGAAUUUGAGGAGAAAUCUGUCUUAUUUGUAAUAUAAACUUGGGAAGAUGGCUGCUUUGUCGCAUCAAGAUUCUCGACGUAUGUACUCUUGGUGGUGGGAUAGUCAUAUCAGCCCCAAAAACUCAAGAUGGCUUCAGGAGAAUCUCACAGAUAUGGAUGUCAAGGUUAAAGGAAUGAUCAAACUCAUAAAUGAAGAUGCUGAUUCUUUUGCAAGGAGAGCAGAAAUGUACUAUAAGAAACGUCCAGAGUUGAUGAAAUUUGUAGAAGAAUUCUAUAGAGCAUACCGUGCAUUGGCUGAAAGAUAUGAUCAUGCAACUGGUGUGAUCCGGCACGCCCACCGGACCAUGACAGAUUUAGGACUUGGAGAUGAUUCACCUGCAGGUUCUGAUCCUCAAACACCAGAGCUAUCGCCAAUGCUUAGUCUUUUUGACCUUGAAGAGCUGCAGAAAGAUGCUCUUGGAGUCGCUGCAUCUAAUACUCAUGAUCUCAAGAGCAAUGGAGGAUUCACAGAUGAGUCACACUCAGUGAUGAAAAGAAAAGUAUUCAAGCAGCGCAAUAAUUUGUUUGGAGACCAGGGAAGGUUUGCUGACGGAAGGGUUAGGAAGGGUCUGAAUUUUAGUGAGGCAGACGAGAAAGUAGUGCAGACCAAUGAGAGCAACAGUUUCCAAACUCGAGCACUUCCAGAUUCAGAGCGCAUGGUUGAAUCUGAGGAGAUUCUGAAGUUAAAGAAAGCACUUUCCCAAGUGGAAGCAGAGAAAGAAGCAGGCCUUAUCCAGUACCAACAGACAUUGGAGAAAUUAUCUCACCUGGAGUCAGAAGUUUCUCGUGCCAGAGAAGAUUCCCGAGGAUUUGGUGAACGAGCAAGCAAAGCUGAAGUUGAAGCCCAGACCUUACGGGAUGCACUUUCUGCAUUGGGAGCUGAAAAGGAAGCUAAUCUUAAGCAGUAUCAGAAGUCCUUAGACAUGAUUUCUGAGUUGGAGAAUACUGUGUCCCAUGCACAAGAGAACUCUGUUGCAGUUGGUGAAAGAGCUAGCAAGGCUGAACUUGAAGGCCAAACUUUAAGAGAAGAUCUUGCAAAUGUAGCAGCUGAAAAAGAUGAAGCUCUUAAGCAGUACAUGCAAUCUCUUGAGAUGAUAGCAAAUCUGGAGAACAAAUUGCAGUGUGCUGAAGAAGAUGCCAAAAAAUUAACUGAGAGAGCUGAAAAAGCAGAAAAUGAGAUUGAAUUUCUCAAACAGGAAAUCCUAAAAUUCACUGGGGAGAAAGAAGCUGCAGCUCUGCAGCUCCAGCAAUGCUUGGAAACCAUCUCCACUCUAGAGCAUAAGCUUUCUUGUGCCAAAGAGGAGUCCCAAAGGUUGAAUGCAGAGAUCAAUAACGGAGUUGCCAAGUUAGAAGAUGCAGAAGAGCGCUGCCUUUUGUUAGAAAAAUCCAAUAAAUCUCUUCAUUCUGAGCUGAAAUCUCUGACACUGAAGAUGGGUGUGCAAAAUCAAGAGCUUACAGAAAAGCAGAAGGAACUGGGAACGUUGUGGACUUGUGUACAAGAAGAACGUUUGCGUUUUGUUGAGGCUGAAACUGCUUUCCAAACUCUGCAGCAUCUUCAUGCCAAAGCUCAGGAAGAAAUGAGGGCUCUUGCUUCAGAGCUUCAGAAUCGGUUACAGGUGUUGAAGGACUUAGAAACGCAUAAUCAAAUUUUGCUGGGUGAAGUCCAGAAGGUUAAAGAGGAGAAUAAGAGCCUUGGUGAAAUAAAUGUAUCUUCAGCUAUAUCCAUAAGGGAUAUGCAAAAUGAGAUAUCCAGCUUAAGUGAAGCGAAGGGGAAACUCGAGCUAGAGGUUGAGCUUCGAAUGGACCAAAGAAAUGCUCUUCAGCAAGAAAUCUACUGCCUUAAGGAAGAACUUAAUGAUCAUAACAAGAAACUAUUAUCUAUUGUGACACAGGUGCAGGCAGUGGGCCUUGAUCCAGAAUGCUUUGAAUCAUCUGUGAAGGAGCUGCAACGUGAAAAGUCAAAUCUUGGAGAAACCUGUGAGAGGGAAAGAAGUGAAAAAAUAGCUCUUCUGGAGAAGCUACAAGUGUUCGAAGAGCUUCUUGUGAAAAACUCCAUUCUGGAAAACUCUCUGUCAGAUUUGAGUGCUGAACUAGAAGCUGUGAGAGGCAGUUUAAAGGCAUUAGAAGACUCUUGUCAAUCUCUUCUACAGGACAAAUCUGCACUUCUCAAUGACAAAGUUACUUUAACUAGUGAGUUACAGGUAACAAUUGAGAAUCUGGAAGAAGUCUCAGCUAAGAAUACUGUUCUGGAAAAUUCCCUUUCUGAUGCUCAUGCGGAACUUCAAAGCUUAAAGGUAAAAUCAAAGAGCUUAGAGGAAUCAUGUGAUGUACUAGUCAAAGAGAAAGCAGAUCUUGGUCGUGAAAAGGAAAAUCUAUUUUCUCAAUUGCAAGCUGCACAAAUUGCACUGCAUGAUCUAGAGGGAAAGUAUUCAGGACUGGAACAAAGACAUUCAACCUUGGAGAAAGAGAAGGAAUUGACACUUCGUGCAUUUGAAGAGCUGUGGGUUUCUUUGGAUGCAAAAAACUGUGAACAUGACAGUUUUGUCCACACGACUGGGGUACAGUUGGCUGGCAUGGAAUCAGAAAUGCAUGUUUUGCAGGAAGAAUGUCAAUUAAGAAAGCAAGAUUUUGAUAAGCUUCUAGAAAAAGCUAUUGAGUCUGACAUUCUCAACUUCACCUUACAGACAUCUUCCCAAGAUCUUGAAGGAAUGGGCUCUUCUUUGCUGGGUGAGUAUCAGAAGCUUUUUGAAGCAUCUACAUUUUCUAAAACUUUGAUUUCUGAUUUAAAGCAGAAGAAUGUUGAACAAAAAAUGGAAAUGACAUCCUUGUUUGAUCAAGUUAGUAUUCUGAGAAAUGGGAUAUUCAAGUUGCUGAAGGCUCUUGAUAUUGUUCCAAACCAUGCAUGUCAGGACAGGAAAGACCAAGUACAUCUUGACCAUAUUUUUCAUAGAGUUGAAGUUUCUAAAGAAUCCUUCAACAGAACUGAGGAAGAAAAUCAUCGGAGGGCUAUUCAGAUGAAUGUUCUUGUCACAUUGCUGGAGCAAAUAAAAUUAGAGGUGGAAGCUCUUGAUGCUGAAAAAACAAUUAUUAUCCAGGAGUCGAAUUUCAAAUCGGAGCAAUUAUUGGCGUUGCAGAGUGAAGCCGCUGCACUCAAGGAGGUUGGUGAAGAACUGAAAUUGAAAAUAAUGGAGACAAGUCAUAGAGGGGAACUUCUAGAAAUUGAAAAUUGUAACCUGGCAAAAGCAUUGCAGUUGGCAGAAGAUGAGUUGAAGACUGUUAAAAGUAUGAUGGAUCAGCUCAAUUUUCAAGUAGUUGCUAGCAAAAAUCUGAUGUCUGAAAAGGACACUGAGCUUCAAGGAAUGGAACAGAAGCUUUAUCUUACUGAAACUGAGAAAGUUGUGUUGCAUCAAAUUUUGAUGAAUGAAGUCGCUGCACUCAAAGAGGGUAGUGAAGAACUGAAAUUGAAAAUAAGGGAGAAGGAUCGCAGAGGGGAACUGCUAGAAAUUGAAAAUUGUGACCUAGCAAAAGCAUUGCAGUUGGCAGAGGAUGAGUUGAAGACUCUUAAAAGUAUGACGGAUCAGCUCAAUCUUCAAGUAAAUGUUGGCAAAAAUCUGUUGUCUGAGAAGGACACUGAGCUUCAGGGAAUGGAACAGAAGCUUUAUCUAACUGAAACUGAAAAAGCUGUGUUGCAUCAAAUUUUGAUGAAUGAAGUUGCUGCACUCAAAGAGGGUAGUGAAGAACUGAAAUUGAUAAUAAGGGAGAAAGAUCGCAGAGGGGAACUGCUAGAAAUUGAAAAUUGUGGCCUAGCAAAAGCAUUGCAGUUGACAGAGGAUGAGUUGAAGACUCUUAAAAGUAUGACGGAUCAGCUCAAUCUUCAAGUAAAUGUUGGCAAAAAUCUGUUGUCUGAGAAGGACACUGAGCUUCAGGGAAUGGAACAGAAGCUUUAUCUUACUGAAACUGAGAAAGCUGUGUUGCAUCAAAUUUUGAUGAAUGAAGUCGCUGCACUCAAAGAGGGUAGUGAAGAACUGAAAUUGAUAAUAAGGGAGAAAGAUCGCAGAGGGGAACUGCUAGAAAUUGAAAGUUGUGACCUAGCAAAAGCAUUGCAGUUGGCAGAGGAUGAGUUGAAAACUCUUAAAAGUAUGACGGAUCAGCUCAAUCUUCAAGUAAAUGUUGGCAAAAAUCUGUUGUCUGAGAAGGACACUGAGCUUCAGGGAAUGGAACAGAAGCUUUAUCUUACUGAAACUGAGAAAGCUGUGUUACAUCAUAUUUUGAAGAGUGAAGUUGCUACACUCAAAGAGGGUAGUGAAGAACUGAAAUUGAAAAUAAGGGAGAAAGAUCACAGAGGGGGACUGCUAGAAAUUGAAAAUUGUAACCUGGCAAAAGCAUUGCAGUUGGCAGAAGAUGAGUUGAAGACUGUUAAAAGUAUGACGGAUCAGCUCAAUCUUCAAGUAAAUGUUGGCAAAGAUCUGUUGUCUGAGAAGGACACUGAGCUUCAGGGAAUGGAACAAAAGCUUUAUCUUACUGAAACUGAGAAAGCUGUAUUGCAUCAAAUUUUGAAGAACUUGAGCAGAGAACUUAUUGGGAGUAAAAUAAUUAUGGAGGACCAAGAAAAGAAGAUCCUAAAGUUGUGUGCUGACAGUAACCAACUGCGCACAGAAAACAUGCACCUUUUUGAGGCCAGUCAGCUAUUGCAGGAAGGGCUUCAGCAAUCAGGUGGUGAGCUUGAAAAGCUAAAGAUGCAAGAGGAAGCGUUGCACUCUGAGCUCCAGAAGCAAUUGAAUGAGAUUAAGACAUGGAAGUUAGAGAUGGAUGUGCUUUUAGGCGAGUUGCAGGUCUCGAUGUUCUACCAUAUCCUUUAUGAGCAGAAGAUUCAUGAGCUUGCAGAAGCAUGUCAAAGCUUUGAUGUCCAAAUCACUUCAAAGGAUAAGGAUAUUAAACUUCUGAAAGAAAAAGUGAGCACUUUGGGUACUGAAAAUGAAGACCUUAACACUCAGUUAGCUGCAUAUGGACCUGCAAUCUUCUCUUUGAGCCAAUGCAUAUCAUCCCUAGAGAAGCACUCCUAUUUGCAUGGGAAACCCAAAAAGCCUGAUAAUGAGGACACAAAGGACAUUGUAGUAGCUCCUACAGAUGACAGCACUCGUUUGAAAGACAAUGAAAAUGCAGUGACAACCGAUGCAUUUUUUGAUCUGCAUGGAUUGGAAAUAAGGGUUCGAGCUGUUGAGAAGACAUUGGUUGAAAUGGAGCAGCUUGUGGUGAAGGAAAAUGUGAACAUGCAUAGCAAACUACAGGCUGCAAUGCAACAAAUUGAGGAGUUAAAGUCAGAGAGUAGCCGACAUAGAAGAAAUUCAGCUCCUAAAUCUGAAAUCUUUGAGGCAGAAAACGGAAUCCUCACCAAGGACAUCAUGCUUGACCAUGUAUCUGAGUGUUCAUCCUAUAGAAAUGGCAGGAGAGAGCAGGAUAAUCUAGUUUUUGACCUAUGGGAUACUACCAGUCCUACUGCUGGUAAAGCAAAGUUGGAUGAUACUCCAAAUGCUGAAAAUGAUAUUGAUUUCCAUAAACGUGUUAUAUCAGUGAAGAAAAAGUGCCAACGUCCUGCCUCAGAUGUGCUAAGUGAGAAGUAUUCAGAUGAGGGCAAACUGAACAUCUCAAAGAGAUCAACAGAGUCCAUUCAAGAGGGAAACAAGAGGAGGGUCUUACAGAGGCUUGAUUCUGAUGUGCAGAAAUUAACUAACCUUCAGAUCACAGUACUAGACUUGAAGAGGGAACUUGAGAUUACUGAGAAGGGAAAAAGGGGUAAAGCUGUAGCUGAAUCAGACACUCUCAAAGGACAGCUAAAUGAAGCUGAGGCUGCUAUUCACAAGUUAUUUGAUCUUACUGGUAAGUUGAUGAAGAACAUGGAAGACAGCUUUGGUUCUGCUGAUAUGAAAUCUGCACUGGAGUCUGAAGAGAUUGGAAAUGUUAGUAGGAGGAGAUAUUCAGAACAGGCACGGAGAAUAUCUGAGAAAAUUGGGCGGCUGCAAUUAGAAGUUCAGAAGUUGCAGUUUGUUUUACUGAAACUCAACGAUGAAAGCAAAGGAAAUAGUAGGGUCCCGGAGACAAAAAGAAGGGUUCUACUACGAGAUUAUCUCUAUGGCGGGGUUAGGAAAAGCAACAACAAGCGAAAGAAAGCAUCAUUUUGUGCAUGCAUCCAGCCUCCAACUCAGGGAGAUUGAAGUUUUAACUAAGGUGUGCAGUUUACAUAUGUUAGUUAACUAGUUUAUAGUUCAUUUUUCACUUGUGUCCAUAUUACUUUUAAUAGUUUCGGUAUGAAUAUAUUCAGAACCUUAGCCUCUUGGAGAGAAUUUGUUGUAUAUUCGUGUCCAGCUAAAAGAUGCAGCCUUUUUAUUUACAAAUGUUUUCGUGAUUGCUCUAAGCUUGUCUCAAAUAAUUGGGUUGUCCCUGUACAUAUUUCUUCAACCUCAGUUACUUUUGAACA